Oncorhynchus masou masou (cherry salmon) is the source of this 1921-nucleotide messenger RNA. Its product is annotated as ADP-ribosylation factor-like protein 14. Bases 902 to 1531 code for a protein of 209 amino acids. Gene Ontology annotation, biological process: vesicle-mediated transport; intracellular protein transport. Lineage: Eukaryota; Metazoa; Chordata; Actinopteri; Salmoniformes; Salmonidae. Gene Ontology annotation, cellular component: cytoplasm; plasma membrane. Gene Ontology annotation, molecular function: GTPase activity; GTP binding. The record is from RefSeq and is a predicted model, not a curated record. The transcript is spliced from 2 exons.
CAUACCUUUACACUUGUGUGUAUAAGAUAGCUGUUGUGAAAUUGUUAGGUUAGAUUACUCUUUGAUUAUUACUGCAUUGUCGGAACUAGAAGCACAUGCAUUUCGCUACACUUGCAUUAACAUCUGCUAACCAUGUGUAUGUGACAAAUAAAAUUAGAUUUGUAAAUGGGUGUAGCCUAAGCCGAAAAUAUAUAUGAUUUAUUAUAUGAUUUAUACUGGUAAUACUAAUAAUGACGUUUAUGUUUGAACAAUAGACCGGCCUAUUUAUAUGGGGGACUAUGAAAGUUAUCUCAUGCUAUGGUGCCUGGAAUCUACACCCUCAGCCAACUUUCCCAAAUGGUUUUGUUGUGAUGGAGUGCUGGUCUGGCAUGUUGUGGCUUCAAAGAUAACUGUAUGAUGUAAUCCACUAACCUUACAGGCCAGAUAAGUACACAUGACCUACUGGUCUAAAACUGUCACUCUGACACCAUUUCCAGGAGACGGUCACUCAGGAAGGAACACAAACCCCCCUACACCCUAAAAAGGACUUCCUGCUAAGUGUGAUGGUCUGAAGCAGGUGACUCUUUCAGCAGUGCAAUAGUAAUAUAAGUCACAGAGGCUCUAACCUGAACCAUCACCAGAGACAUAAAAAGCUUUACCGAAAGCUGUGUAAUGACUUGGGCAUCUUACAACAACAGGGGGAGUGGUCUUGCUGCCUCCUCGGUGUACAUAAGCCAUUCUGAUUUGCACCCUGCCUUUAUUAGAGGGGAUUCAUCACAGCCUGAGCUCAGAAAAAGACAGAGCUUACAGAGCAGAGCACAAAGUAACUGUGGGCAGGGCAUUGCUGCACAGAGCUGAGGCAGCAACAACAACACAAGCCAGCCUUCUUCUCCAGACAACAGGACCUGUGUUUGGGUUGAGCAUGGGACUGCAUGGGUCUAAACACCCUCAUCAGGCUCAGAUUGUGAUGCUGGGCCUGGACGGCUCGGGGAAGUCCACCCUGCUCUACAAGCUCAAGUACAACGAGUCUGUCAUCACCGUGCCCACCGUGGGCUUCAACGUGGAGAUGCUGGAGACGGAGGCGAGGGGUCCGGGGUUGACCGUGUGGGACGUGGGAGGCCAGCAGAGGAUGAGGCCCCACUGGAAGCACCACUAUCCGGGCACGGAGGCCCUGGUGUUUGUGGUGGACAGCUGGGACCGCAGGCGUUUGGAUGAGGCAAAGAAAGAGCUUCAUCAGGUGCUGAGGAGCGGGAGUCUAAAAAGCCUUCCUCUGGUGGUGCUGGCCAAUAAGCAGGACCUCCCGGGGGCAGCAAGCCCACAGGAGAUCACCCACAGGUUGGACCUGAGAAGGAUAUGUGGAAAUAGGGAUUGGUUUGUCCAGCCGUGCUCUGGGAGGACUGGUGUGGACCUUGAGGAAGGCUUCAGAAGGGUUGCCUAUAUGUUGAAAACUUCACUAAAGCAGACUAAGGCAGAUAUAAAGAACACAGUAAAACAACUGAAACCCAAAGCCAUUACGAUGAUGACCAAGACACCAGGCCUGGGCUGCAGCUAAAACCAGUGAUUAUAAAACCCUAUCGAUGGGUGUAAUAAUCUCCCUUGGAUUAUUUUGUAUUCUUCUUCUGGUAGAGCAUUAUUUAGAAUGCCCUGUGUUGGAUCAUUCUGACCCAAAACCCUAUCAAUGGGUGUAAUAAUCUCCCUUGGAUUAUUUUGUAUUCUUCUUCUGGAUUAUUUUGAGCAGUAUUUAGAAUGCCCUGUGUUGGAUCAUUCUGACCUACUCAUUCUUGAAUAUGGGAACAAGACUCUCCAGAACAAACUUUGAGAUCCCAACGUAUCUAACGCUGAAAGCUAUCAUUUUGCACGUUUGUUGUAUCAAAAACACUUUUGAACAAUGUGAAUUUCUGCAUUUCCUUGUGAAUUUUUUAUUAUAAAUUAAAAACCACUC